AAAAAUAGUUGCACAUUAAAAAGGAGAGAGGACGACCGGAACAUAGCGGAUCCCUGCGACGGUUGGAUGCCAUGGCUCUUCUCAGCCGAACUUCCUCACGCCUCCCGCAGCUUGUGUCUCCUCAACGCAUAGUUUCCCUCCAUACCACUCUCCCCUCUCUCUCCUCUGCCUCAUAUUCCGGCACUGCCUCGCCGGCGCCAUAUGUUCGGCCCCCACCCCCAUCCGCCUCCUCCCCUCCCGGUCUUUCCAAGGCCGCGGAGUACGUGAUCUCCAAGGUUGACGAUCUCCUCAACUGGGCUCGCCGGGGUUCCAUCUGGCCUAUGACCUUCGGUCUUGCUUGCUGCGCUGUCGAAAUGAUGCACACCGGCGCCUCCCGUUACGAUCUUGAUCGCUUCGGCAUCAUUUUCAGGCCCAGCCCUCGCCAGUCCGAUUGUAUGAUUGUCGCUGGCACUCUCACCAACAAGAUGGCCCCUGCUCUCCGCAAGGUUUAUGACCAAAUGCCGGAGCCUAGAUGGGUCAUCUCUAUGGGGAGUUGUGCUAAUGGAGGAGGAUACUACCACUACUCCUACUCUGUUGUUCGAGGAUGUGACAGAAUAGUUCCAGUUGACAUAUAUGUUCCAGGUUGUCCUCCAACUGCUGAGGCCUUACUAUAUGGACUCCUCCAGCUGCAGAAGAAGAUCAAUAGGCGCAAGGACUUCCUCUUGUGGUGGACGAAGUGAGGUCUAUGUACUUCAUAUCUUAGUCGCCAAGCUGUGUCCUCGUGUUAAAUAAGCAAUACACUUGUAGUAUGCGCUGCUGAAGAAGUUGCAAAGGAAAUAUUGUAUUGGAAUGUUACAAAUCACAUAUCACAUCCGGGCAUGUUAUUUUUUGUUUGUCGUUCUGCUCAGCUUUUGUGGAAUUUUAGACCUUUUGGACAUGCAAUUACUUCUAUAAACUUCUUAUGUAUGCUGAUUAGACUGGGAAUAAAUGAGACCCUAUGGUUGACUCAUUA
Messenger RNA from Prosopis cineraria, 991 nucleotides. RefSeq names its product NADH dehydrogenase [ubiquinone] iron-sulfur protein 7, mitochondrial. NCBI's taxonomy places the organism in Eukaryota, Viridiplantae, Streptophyta, Magnoliopsida, Fabales, Fabaceae. The record is from RefSeq and is a predicted model, not a curated record. Gene Ontology annotation, biological process: mitochondrial respiratory chain complex I assembly; aerobic respiration; electron transport coupled proton transport. Bases 72 to 719 code for a protein of 215 amino acids. The transcript is spliced from 2 exons. Gene Ontology annotation, molecular function: 4 iron, 4 sulfur cluster binding; quinone binding; NADH dehydrogenase (ubiquinone) activity.